CUAUUUUAACCCUGCAAUGAGCACUGGUGUAGUAAAUACUACACAAUACUGCCUGUCUAACAUGCUGUGCUAACUAUCCAGUCUUACAAGACAGCGUCUGCAACCUCUUAACCUCGCGUAUUUUUAUUUAUAAAUAAAUAAAUUACAUAUCGUUAGCCUUUCUCAUUGGUCACAUACACUUUCCUUAAGUAUCGGGCCACACUGGACGGAAUCAAAUCCAAGUGUAUGACGGCGCCAAACUUUAAAUGUUCAUUUUGACUUUAUCAAAACCCCCGUGUCAAAACUCUUGUUGUCUGGUUGUAAGCACCGCCGUAAGAGAAGAAUAUCAAACAAAACGUCCUUCCUUUGUUUGUACCCUUCGGGGUACGUUAGCUAAAUAUCCAUUUCGUUUUAUUAUUGGCUGUAAUGAAGUUUAUGAAGGUUCUGGAAAAGUUUUUUUUUUUUUUUCAAUUUUCUUUUUUUUUUCACUGUAAAAUUCAACUAAAUAAUUUCCCAGCUUUUGCAGGUCAGUAAUUUUUUAGCAGUCAAUACUUUCACAAUACUUGGUAUUUAUUGUGAAAACAAACUAAAAUUCCUUUAAGCUACUAUACUGAGAAAAACGAAUUGUAAUUGAAAAAUUUUUUUUUCUUUUUUUUUUUUUAUUUGUGGCGUGAGACAUUGAAACGUUACAGCUUCUGUAUGAAAAUUAAAUACGGACAGGCAUUCAUCAUGCAAAUGUGUAUGUGCUGCUGUCUGUUGAGAUAAGGUCUUGUUGUAUUUGAUUGGGAAAUUGUAACCCACAACUUCACGUCAAUGUGUGUCUUGUGAAUGUUAUAGACUUAAAAAAACAACAACAUAUAGCGAUAGUUUUAAACCUAUCUACAACGGUUAGAUGUAGUCUCUUAAAUACAGAUUGGCUAUAUCAAACUAAUAAUGUACAUUUAGUGUGGACAGUUUUUAGUAAGCCAUUAAGAUUACGCGAAGUUGUUUAAGACAGUAAAGCUGUCCUCCUCAGCUCUGUGCAGCGCCGCCGCAAAAGGUGACGUCACUCUCCAAGACAGCCGAACUACAUCGCGGAAAAACACACCAGUUACACAUAUCUUUUAUUUGAAUAAUACGAAAUCGUUUAACAGUCCUCCAACUCGGUUAAUAAGGUCUUUACGCGACUUUGAAAGCCAUUCAAGCACCGAAUUGUCAAAAAAAAAAAACCCACAGAAGUUGCCGUAGGGAGAAGUGAAAGGACAGAUUUAUUUUUCUCCCCCCUUCCGGCGGAAGUAUCUCGUAUAGCUGAGGCCUCAUCACUUCAAUGGCGACCGAAAGCUGGUUGAAUAAAGAGCUGGUGCUGCUGCGGAGGGGGUCGGAGGAGUGUGAGAGCAAAUAAAUAAAUAAAUAUUAGAAGAAAUAAUCAUAAAUUACUACUGCAAAUAUUCACACAUUAACAAUGGCCGACACAGCGGCCAAAUGUCAGAAUGUGUCGCUCCUUGAAUCGGAGCUUUAUUACCUGAUUGCGCGUUUUUUAUCGAAAGGCCCUUGUCGGAAAGCGGCGGAGGUCUUGGUGGGGGAGCUGGAGGAUUACGAGCUUCUUCCAAAACGAUUGGAUUGGGAAGGCAAUGAGCAUCCCAGAACGUAUGAAGAUUUGGUUCGUGCGAACAAACAUGUGGCGCCUGAUCAUUUGCUGCGGAUUUGCCAACAAAUCGGCCCGCUUCUGGACAAAGAAGUUCCAUCAUGUGUGGCAGGGGUCCGAUCCCUGCUUGGUGCAGGGAGACAGUGCAUACUUCGAACCACCAAAGAUUGCAAAAAUGUUGUUUUGAAGGGCCUGGAUUUUGCAACUCUCCACAGAGGAAGACCACCUGAGUUGCCUGUAUGCUACAGAGGCCCUCCAAAUCUGGUCGAGGUUUAUCGCGGGAGAGAGCUGACGGGAGCAGACCGUUUUAGUUCAAUAUGUCCUGGGAGCGCCUACCAACACAUGAAGAUGCGCAGGAGAAUCCUUGGUCAUCUUUCAGCUGUUUACUGUGUUGCGUUUGACCGCACUGGACAGAGGAUUUUUACUGGCUCUGAUGACUGCCUGGUGAAGAUCUGGUCCUCCUUUGACGGUAGUUUGCACUCUACACUGAGAGGCCAUUCAGCAGAGAUUUCUGACCUGGCUGUUAACUUUGAGAACACUCUCAUAGCUGCAGGCAGCUGUGACAAAGUGAUCAGAGUGUGGUGCCUCCGGACCUGCGCCCCAGUGGCUGUGCUGCAGGGCCAUUCUGGGUCCAUUACUUCCUUACAGUUUUGUCCAAUGGCUAAAGGCUCUGUGAGAUACAUGGUGUCCACUGGAGUGGAUGGGACAGUCUGCUUUUGGCAGUGGGAUGCCAACAACAUGACGUUUAACACUCGCCCACACAAGUUUACAGAAAGACCCAGACCAGGAGUACAAAUGAUUUGUUCUUCAUUUAGUGCCGGUGGCAUGUUCUUAGCAACUGGCAGCACCGACCAUGUGAUUCGAAUGUAUUUUCUUGGCAGUGGAAGCCCUGAGAAAAUUGCAGAACUUGAGUCGCACACGGAUAAAGUUGACAGUAUUCAGUUUUGCCACACUGGGGACAGAUUUGUGAGUGGCAGCAAAGAUGGAACAGCUCGAAUCUGGAAUUUUCAGCAGCAUAGGUGGAGAAGCAUUUUGCUGGAAAUGGCUUGCACAUUAGAAGAGCCUGUAAUCGCACCAGAUGAAAAGUUUUUCAAGCCAAAAGUGACAAUGAUUGCUUGGGAUCGACAUGAUAACCAUGUUAUCACGGCUGUUAAUACCCAUCUGGUUAAAGUGUGGCAUUCUUACACGGGGCAACUGCUUCACAUCUUGAAGGGCCACGAGGAUGAAGUGUUUGUGCUGGAGCCACAUCCCUUUGACCCCAGAAUUGUGCUGUCGGCUGGUCAUGACGGAAACAUCUUUAUAUGGGACAUAACCAAAGGCACAAAAACACGGCACUAUUUCAACAUGAUUGAGGGUCAAGGUCAUGGUGCUGUGUUUGACUGUAAGUUCUCACCAGAUGGGCAGCACAUUGCCUGCACAGAUUCUCAUGGGCACCUGCUCAUAUUUGGAUUUGGAUGCAGUAAGCCUUAUGAAAAGAUUCCAGACCAGAUGUUUUUCCACACUGAUUACCGACCCCUUAUUCGAGACGCCAACAAUUACGUCUUGGAUGAGCAGACCCAGCAGGCUCCCCACCUCAUGCCUCCACCCUUCUUAGUGGAUGUUGAUGGAAACCCACACCCCACUAAGUACCAGAGGCUUGUCCCGGGAAGGGAGAAUCUUGCAGAUGAGCAACUGAUUCCUCAACUGGGAUAUGUUGCAACAAGUGAUGGCGAGGUUGUGGAGCAGGUGAUCAGCCAGCAGACCAGUGACCAUGAUGAACAAGUCCGGGAGCUCAAUGUGCUCGAUGACAUUAUCAGACAGUUACAGGAGCAACAGGACCAGAGGAGUAGAGAGCCAGCUGCCCUCCCAAAUGGGCCACAAAACCAGGAAGGCACCCCUAGAAGAGUUUUCAGAAAUCCAAGUGUCGAAGUUCAGUCCUCCCCGAAUGUCGGCCUUCGUCGUAGUGGGCAGGUUGAAGGUGUGCGGCAGAUGCAUCAGAACGCUCCGAGAAGCCAGAUGGCCACGGAGCGCGACCUCCAGGCCUGGAAAAGAAGAGUUGUGGUGCCAGAGUUGUCACCGUACAUACUCAAGAGACAGGAAGACUACAGGCUAGCAAAAGGGGCAGAAGAGUUGGUUCUGUAUACAACGGAAAAGAAAAGAAAGUCCUCGCAUGGAUCAUUCAAGGAUGAUUCUGAUGAUGGCAGACCACGCACAAAAAGAAAAAUGCGACCACGUCGGCCAAAGCAGACAAGCUAUCGAACCCGUAACACUGCAGUAGAUCAGCUUGUUGAGUUUUCUUGUGAAGAAGGGGAUGAGACUGAAAGCUCCUUAUCAGAAGAGGAGUAUGAAAUAACAGAUAGUGGAGCUUUUUGGAUUUCUAAUGAGGAAGAAGAGGCUGAAGAGGAGUGGAAAAGUGAAAGCAACAGUUCAAGCAACUCCUCCAGUGAGUACUCUGACUGGACUGCAGAUGCAGGAAUCAACCUCCAGCCUCCCACCCGCAGCUCCUCCAGGAGGAGAGCGAGGCGCAAGCUCAGCAGCUCGGAGGAGGAAGAGUCAGCUGAGGAGCAGUGUGCCGGGGCUCCAAAACCAAAGAAGCCUAAAGAAAGAACACCAAAGGGUCCAAGUCAGAGACCAGCCUUAAACAGAGAAAUAUCGAAUGAGUUCCGUCCUUCUGCUUGGAUCACUGACGUCAUUCCCCGGAAGUCCCCAUUUGUUCCCCAAAUGGGCGAUGAGGUGAUCUAUUUCCGUCAAGGCCACGAAUCUUAUGUUGAAGCGGUGAGAAGAAAUAACCUUUACGACAUCAACCUUGACAAGCAACCCUGGAAGAAGUUGGAGCUCAGGGAUCAAGAGUUUGUUAAAAUUACCGGAAUCAAGUAUGAAGUUUGCCCUCCGACACUGUGCUGUCUGAAGCUGUCUCUCAUAGAUCAUGGCACAGGGAAGUUGAUGGAUAAAUCGUUUUCUGUUAAGUACCAUGACAUGCCUGACGUAAUUGAUUUCCUUGUUUUGAGACAAUGUUACGAGGAAGCAAGGCAAAGAGACUGGCAACCAAAUGACCGAUUCAGAUCGGUUAUUGAUGACGCGUGGUGGUUCGGGACCAUCUUAUGUCAAGAGCCAUAUCAGCCAGAGUAUCCUGACAGUCACUUCCAGUGCUUUAAAGUUCAGUGGGACAAUAAUGAGAUUGAAAAGGUUAGCCCUUGGGAUGUGGAACCUAUUCCAGAAAAUGCUCAGCAGCCUGAUCAGAUCGGUGGAGGUGUCCCAGUGACCCCCGAGGAACUGAGCAGACUGAUGUAUCAGCCUCAGAAGGGAGAAUGGGGAUUAGUAAGGUCCAUGGACGAAGAAUGUGAACGAAUUAUCAGCGGCAUUGAUCAGCUCAUGGUUCUUGACUUUGUGACCCCCUUUGCUGCCCCAGUGGACAUUCUCACGUAUCCUGCGUACUGUACAGUAGUGGCAUAUCCUACAGACCUUGGUACUAUCAGGAUGAGGCUUGUGAACAGGUUUUACAGGAAGAUCUCUGCUCUUGUGUGGGAGGUGAGAUACCUUGAACACAAUGCCAGAACAUUCAAUGUGCCAGGAAGCUCAAUUGCACGAUCAGCAAAGAAGAUCACUGACAUUCUCCUCAAGUUUAUCAACAAACAAGACUGUACAAACAUUUUGGAGCUUUAUGGCACAAUGGAUGAGACCAGUUCAGAAGAACAGGAACAGAAUGACAAUGAUGCUCCUGGAACAUCGACUGGAAGAAGACUACGUCAAUGCCGGAGUGGGAAGAGAAGCACUGUGGAAGUAACCUAUGAUGUAGAUGCAUGGAAGCAGCAGUGCAAAUCUUUGCUUGAAUACAUCUUUCAGUGUGAGGACUCUGAACCUUUCCGACACCCUGUAGAUGAGAACGAGUAUCCAGACUACCUGAAUAUUAUAGACACACCAAUGGACUUGGAAACUGUGAGGAAGGUGUUGGAUGAAGACCGGUAUGAAAACCCAACAGAGCUUUGCAAAGAUAUCCGGUUGAUAUUUAGCAAUGCAAAAGCCUUUACACCAAAUAAGCGGUCUAAGAUAUACAGCAUGACUUUGCGACUGUCUGCGUUCUUCGAGGAACGUAUACGAUCGAUUGUCUCUGACUAUAAAACAGCGGUGAAACACAGUGCAAAACUCCGUCGCAGUCAGAGGUUCAGGAAGAAAUUGCAGAACCGAGAAUCUUCAGUCUCUAGUAGUCGUGCUUCCAGUCUGGAGAGAAAACAGAAACAGAUUAAACCUCUGGAAAAAGUGGAAGUGGUUUUCUCCAAGAAGUCUACAAAAUCGACUAAAGCCUCAGUCACCUUGAAAUCCACGAGAUGGAGUGGCGGCACUAGCACGUCUGGAGACUCCUCCAGUGAAAACUCUGAGAGCUCCUCAGCCUCGUCGGUGUCAUUUAAAAACAACACCAAGGCGAGAGCAGCAACCUCAGGAGACAGCUCUGAAGAAUCAUCGUUUGAGAGUGAAAAUGAAUCGCCCUCUAGUGGCUCCAGUGAAAAUGAAGAAAAUUCUGCAAAACCUUCAGGCUGCACUCGUGUCUAUCAGAAUGGUGAAACUAACACAAAUACCACGAGCAGAAGGGUGACGAGAAAUAAUGCAGCAUUGGACAGGCGCAAACAAGAAAAUGGACACAGCAGAAGAGCUUGCCGUAACCAGCUGAGGAGGUUUGAUAGCAGCUCGGAGAAAGAAGAGAAUUCUCCAGCUCCAAGUGAAGAGGACGAGGAGCCGCCGAGUCUUGCUAGACGCAAAGCUCCCAGGAGGACAGCUGCUGCUGCUGCUGUUAAUAUAAUGGCGAUGAGCCACUCUAAUGAGGAAGAGGAGGAGUCUCCUUCAGAGGAUGAAAGUUGUAAAGGAUUCAGCAGGGACCUGAAAAAGAAAUCUCCACUGCAGAGCCGAUCUGCAGGGGCGGAAUCCUCUCUGCGGAAUGUGAAAGCACAAGGCAACGGGCACAAACGGCCACGUCGAAAAACUAGAAAAACAAAGCAGGAAGUCAGUUCGGAAGCAGAAGAGGGAUCCAGUUCGGAAAGUUGUGCUAGCAAAUGUAGCCCAAAGAGGAAAAUGCCGCCACGAUCCAGGAGGAAAAAGCCUGAACAGGAUCGGGUGGAAGAUGAGUGGGAAGGCCGUACUGUGGCAGCCACACGUGCACAGAAGAAAGCUUUACUGAAGGAUGAGAAGUCUGCCACGGACAGUAAAAAUGGAAGAAGCGACUCUGAAAAAGAGGAAUUCUCUUCCUCUAGUAAUCGGCAAGCAGGCAUUGGAAGGAAGCUGGCCCCUCGAACUGCAGCCAGGAAAAAUAAACGCAAAAUAUGUUCUGAAGAGGAAUCUGAAUCAAGCAAGGGUUAUGAAAGCAGUCUGAAUAGAAAAAGCAAGUCCUCCACAGCCUCGGAGGAUACUGAAUCGGAGAGUGAAGGAACAAACUCAGAGAGACAGAAAUUUCCCAAAAGAACGCUCCGUAGCUGCACCGCUGUGGCCACUUCCAGAAAAAAAACGUCAGACAGAGACUCAUCGACAUCACAAUCUGAGAGUACAGGGCAUGAGCAAAGAAGGAGAAAUCUGCGCCAUCGAACUACCUCAGGGAAAUGGUUAACAUCAGGCUUUGAAGGGAAAUGGGACUCCAUCAGGAAGCUGCCCCAUCGAACAGCUGCCACGAAGAAGAAAUACACAGAAGAAUCUGAAGGGGCUGCAUUCGAGUCCGAGCCAGAAGUUCUGAAUGGCAACUGUGACAGCAGGAAACUGCCCAGUCAAGCUGACAGCAAAGCAAAUACAGAGAGUGACACAAGAGAAGAGGGACCACCGUCUGAGCUCAAGGAGAACACUAGUGUUGGCAGAAGGAAACUUUCCCAACAAAGCUCUGCUAGGAAAAAGUAUAACCCUGGAUCAUCUGAAGAAGUGAGUGCUCAGUCUCGGGGGCAGAAGAAAAAAAUACGAGAGGGGACAAAAUGGGAUGGGAACUCUGAAGAAGAAAGAUCGCAGUCGGAGGAUGAGGUAGGGGCUCACAAGAGCAAGUCUGCUUUUGAAAAAAAGAACAUUCGGGCAGAUUCGGAGUCAAACUCAGAAUCGGAGAGGAAUGGCAGGAAAAUAUCAGCAGUCUCAACUAGAAAAAGAAGGCUCUUAAGUGAUUCAGAAGAGAGUGCUGAAUCUGACAGGAAGGAGAAUCACGCAGGCAAAAAAAGCUGCAGGAGAGCCCCUGUAUCAGAGUCUGAAGCAGAGGACCAAGAUAGCAGGGAGGUGUCGUCUUGUCCUGUGAAACAGUCUGAGGAUGAAGAAUGGCAAUGUCCUCUGGUGGCGAAUAGUAGAAAGAGGCCCUCAUCUGGGAUUUCAAGAAAAAGGAAGCUUCGCAGAAAAAGCAUCAGGAAACGGAAAAGGGAUUCCAGCAGCGAGUCAGAAUCAAACAGCAAUGAUUCCUCCAGCUCAGAAUCAGAGUCUUUAAAUUUAGGAGCAGGAUCUGGAUCGGAUUCCAUGGACAGCAGUGUUGAUAGCUUAGAAAGAAACCCAAAUAAGAGAAAAGGAAAAAGUGCAGCCAACAGCCAUCUCGCUGUUCGGAAGUCUAAAAGAAAACGAAGAGAGCUUGCAGUACAUGACGAAGGAGGAGGUGGUGAUGAUGACGACGAUGAAUUUGUGCCGGGCUGUGGAAAAUCACAGAGAGUCUCUUUGAUCAGGACAAGAAACCGAGGUAGACAGACUGUAAGAUAUGCUGACUGUGAAUAAAGGUAUAAAGGGCAGUCUAUCUCGAGAACUAGUCUGAAUAGUUGUGUAAAAAAGCAAAAAACUAAACACAAACCUUAAGGACAACGAUUGAUUGUCCUGAGAAGGUAGUAGCACUGGAACCCUUUAGCAAAUACUGUGAAUAUAUUUGUUUCAUUCAGGGAUUAAAUUUGUUUUCUAUGAAAAAAAUUAAGUUUGUAAGAAUUAUGACUGUUAACUAUACAGGCAUUCAACUUGCCAUUUUUGCAAGGUUUAGCACAGAUGCCUUCUGUGCCUCAUUUUGGGGGCUGAUGAUAUAUAUGUCUGGGGGGGGGGUUAUAAUAACAGUGCUUUUGUAAUUGUCAGCCAGAGAAGUUUGUGUGGAGCGUUAACGGCUUAGGUGCUACGUUGAAAUACCUCUCAUCAUAACUAAUUUGCUGGCUUGAACUAAAAUGCACUGUAUACAAGUACAUUAGCAACUCAGGGGUUAAAAAAAAUCAAUUCUAGUGUUUGCUGCAAUCUAACCCUUGCACUGUCUUUCAAUAGCAAAAUAAAUGAUGAUUUUGAAAGUAGCAAUUGCUGUUGGGUUAACACAUAUGCACUGGCCUUGAACUAAUAAACUACACUCCACCCCAAUAUUAGAGCCAAGAACUUUACAUACUGUAUCUGUGUGAGUAUUAUGUAAAAUGGGGUAAAGAGCACAGGACUACAGAUGUUAAAUUAGAACUAGUGAUGCUAUUGAAUGAGAUGUUAGAAGUGUGAGCAGGAGUUUAAAUGCAGAUUUAAAAUCUACUGUAAAGAAGAAAGUGGCCCUUUAUUAUUUUAAGUUCCAGAGCAUUGAAAAGCAAUGUAUAAGAAUAUGCUCUUCCCUGCUGAAGGAAUGGUGACUUUAUCCUAAAACUACUAAAGGUUAGUUUUCAUUCCAUUAAUUACAGAGCAAAAUGGUUGUUGUGUAUAAAAGUUAACCCUUUUCUUUAAAGUCUGGAAGAAAAAGCAGUUCAAACCACUUCCUUUUUCUCUGAAUUCUGUUAAGUCAUUGUGACAACUUCCAAAAAUGUAAUUGUUCACAGUGCCAUAUUCAAACUCAAACAACUUCUGCGUUAAUUACAGAUUCUUAGUGCUACUCAUGAGCAACAUAAACACUUCUUAAAGUAAUCAUGGAUUUUGCUGUGAACUUUAAUAAAAAUAUAAAAUGCACAUGGAUAUAGCAUAUGGUUUGUUGGUGCCUUCUGCUUUAAA
This is a messenger RNA of Polyodon spathula (Mississippi paddlefish), 9511 nucleotides long. It is a transcript of the gene brwd1, whose product is annotated as bromodomain and WD repeat domain containing 1. Bases 1421 to 8296 code for a protein of 2291 amino acids. Gene Ontology annotation, biological process: regulation of transcription by RNA polymerase II; regulation of cell shape; cytoskeleton organization. Gene Ontology annotation, cellular component: nucleus. The transcript is spliced from 40 exons. The record is from RefSeq and is a predicted model, not a curated record. NCBI's taxonomy places the organism in Eukaryota, Metazoa, Chordata, Actinopteri, Acipenseriformes, Polyodontidae. Gene Ontology annotation, molecular function: protein binding.